Prunus persica (peach) is the source of this 1014-nucleotide messenger RNA. RefSeq names its product translocator protein homolog. The transcript has a single exon. The record is from RefSeq and is a predicted model, not a curated record. Gene Ontology annotation, cellular component: membrane. NCBI's taxonomy places the organism in Eukaryota, Viridiplantae, Streptophyta, Magnoliopsida, Rosales, Rosaceae. The coding region runs from base 349 to 924 and encodes 191 amino acids.
UGGUUCUAACUCUCUAAGCCAAGCCACGUGGUGGUUGCUGCACUCAACUUCAACAUCCACAGAGGCACACAGCAACUAGCCAAAUGUAAAACACCAACGAAACCAUUGGAGCAUUGCUGCUGCAGGCCCGUGCUUGCUACCAUAUCUACAAUCUCUCUCACCCACGUGUAUGUAUUCCACCAAGCCAUCCACUACUUGCCUCCUCCUCCGCCCACCUGUCUCUCCAUUUUCCUACUUUCUCAAACUGAUUUAGCCCCUUAAACUCGCUCUCCUCUAUAUAACCCCCACCUGAAAUUCCUCCAACAGAAACCAUACACAGAACAAACACACACACUCUCUCUCUAAAAUAUGGAUUCCCAGAACCUCAAACAACGCAGAACAGACGAUCCCGACACCGCUGCCGCCACCACCACCAUGAACAAGAGCAAUUACAAAAGCAAAAAGGAUAUGCGGAUGGACAUGGCCAAACGCGGCCUUAGAUCAUUGGCCGUGGCGGUUGCAAUCCCUGUCUCUCUCCACCUGCUUGCUAUUUACUUGGGCUCCACCGACAACUACCCCACCGGCUCCUCCAAGCCCUUCUGGUUCCCGCCCUUGUGGGCCCUGCGCUUCAUUUGCCUGGCUUCCAGUUUCUUGAUGGGUCUCUCGGCUUGGCUUGUGUGGGCUGACGGUGGCUUCCACAAGAAUCCCACGGCUCUGCCUCUUUAUCUGGCCCAGCUAGGAUUGAAUUUGAUUUGGGAUCCGAUUGUGUUUGGGGCAGGAGCGCCUUGGGUCGGGUUGCUGGUGUCCAUGGGUAUGUUUGGGACUAUGGUUGCCUGUACUCGGGUGUUCAAGAAUAUCAAUCCAGUUGCAGGUGAUCUGAUGAAGCCCACUUUGGCAUGGGUUGCCUUUUUGGCCAUUGUAAAUCUUAAGCUAGUGUUCCAUUGAAAAUUUCAUGUACAAAGCUUUAGUAUCUUGACAUAUACGGUGUUGUUGUGUAAGCAUUUCUCAAUAUGAUGAUUAUGAGCUUAAUGUGUA